AGAAUUUCCUAGGGAGGAAGGAGAAGGCUUCACUCAUUGAUUGGCUUCGGGGUAGAGGUGGUCUGUGGGUAGUGCGUUACAGGCUUUUUUGUAUAAGAUGUACUUCCGGUCAUCAUCUCACCAAAAUGCAGGUAUUGAGCUGGUUUUGGAAUUCAAAUGGAUAGCAAGAAGUUCAUCCAGUUGGUUGAGGAGAAAAAGAAGAGAAUCUUGGAGAAGAAAGAAGCCCCCUUGAAAUGGGAACAGAAGCUAGAAGCUGCUGCAAAGGCAAAAGCUGAUGCUGAAGCAAAACAGAAGAAGUUGAAAGUUGCGAAGCGUAAGGGAAAAUCUGCAUCAUCAUCUGAUGAUGAUAGUGACGGUCACAGCAGUGAUGCAGGGAGGACAGCAAAAAGAACUCACAGGAAGCCAUCACACAGGAAGCAUGGCUACUCUGAUUCAUCUGGUGAGAAUGAGAGAAAGAAAGAGAUGGAAUUCAGGCGGCGGUCAAAAAAGCGCUCCACAAGAUCAGAUAAUGAUAGCAGUAGUGAUGAAUAUGAGAGUGGGUCCGAGGAAGAUCACAGGAAGAAGCGAGCUCACAAGAGGAGGCAUAGGCACCGCAGUUUGAGGUCCAAUUCAAGUGAUUCAGAUUCUAGUGAUGAGAGUGAAGGAGAGAAUGCUUGGAAAAAUCAUGCUAGGCACCACAAACGCCAUCGCCGUUCCAGUGAUGAUUCUUCUGAUCCUGAUGGUAACAAACGUCAACAUGAAAGGCGCCACAAGCGCCAUUGCAGAUUCAGUGCAGAUGAUUCCAGAUCUUCAGAAUCUGAUCAUAAGCGAGAGAGGAGCCGGUCUUUGGAGAAGUCAUCAGAUGAAAACCAUGACGAAUUAGGUAAACCAAGGAAGCAUAAAAAAUGUAGUCAAUUGCACCGCCAUCAUCAUCACCGCCACCAUCACCACCAUCAUCACAACCAUAAUCCCCAUCGUACCAAUGACAGUUGUGAUCAUCAACCACAUCAUUUGCCUAAACAGAAUGAAAAACACUUGGAGAAUGGAGAGCACACGGAGCUUUAGCACAAGGUGAAUGGGAAUGUCAAUAAUGACCAUCAGUAAUGAUAUUUGAAAAUGGUGGAAACCCCUACUGACAAUGAAUU
Molecule: messenger RNA, 1124 nt
Organism: Telopea speciosissima
Lineage: Eukaryota; Viridiplantae; Streptophyta; Magnoliopsida; Proteales; Proteaceae
Product: sarcoplasmic reticulum histidine-rich calcium-binding protein-like
Exons: 2
Coding region: 157-1044 (295 amino acids)
Source: RefSeq, a predicted model, not a curated record